AUGGCGAGACAGGCCGACCACCAUGACGGAAAUUCGAGACCAAUCGAUUCCACGCGAAGAACGGGUCCUGCUCGCCGUGAAGGCCUAUCAGCAAGGCCAAUUCGACAGCGCCCACAAGGCCGCGACGGCAUACGAUGUCCUCAAUCGACAGUCUCUGCUCGACUGCGCGGUGCCCGGCCCCGACGCGACGCGCAGAUGAACAACCGGAAGUUGACGGCGACGGAAGAGACUGCCCUCGUACAAUGGGUCUUGUCGAUGGACGAGCGAGGGAUGCCGCCGACAGUGGUCUACACUCGCCGCAUGGCCAACUUGUUGCUUUCGGAGCGCUGCCAAGAAACUGUCGGCGAAAAUUGGGUGCGGAAGUUCGUUGGCCGCCACGACGAAAUCAAGGCGAAAUACUCGUCGAUACGAUUACCAACGUGCCAAAUGCGAAGACCCGAAGAUGAUGCAAGAAUGGGCAAGGUGCACCAAGCAAGCUGGUACGAGGCAGAUGUGCCCAAGGACUGGCAGAUUGCCGUGAGCGACAAAGGUUGGACUUCCGACGACCUUGGAUUGCAUUGGUUGAAGGGAGUUUUCGACCCAUACACACGGCGCCGUACCGUUGGAACACGCCGACUUCUCAUUCUCGACGGGCACGGCAGCCAUGUUACGCCGGAGUUCGACAAGUACUCCUCUGGAUGUCGGGUGCUUUUCGCCUUUGAAAACGAUAUAUGGGCGGAAUGUUCAAGAGAAGAUGCUCGCAGGGUCAACCACAUCGAUAAAGAGGACUUCCUGCUUCUGUACAUCGAGGCCCGCCGACAAGCGCUCUCCCGUCGAACAUCCGAAGUUGACAGGAAUGGCAACGACAAUGCCAACGAUGACGGCGACAAGCACACUCCCCCCAGAAAGCUUGAAGCCCACAAGACACCUUGCAAUGUUAGCCAGCUUACCACUCACGUGGAAGGACUUCUUCAGCGCCGGCCACAAAAUGCGGGCACGCCGGUCUCACAAGCCAUAAACCAGCUCAUCAAAGGAUGUCAAAUGGCCAUGCAUAGUGCCGCGCUGCUCGCCGACGAAAACAGACAUCUUCGGUCAGAAAACCAGCGGCGAAAGAGGAAGAGAGAGCAACGACGCGAGUAUAUUGGUGAUGGCGGUGCUCUGUCUGUCGCAGAAGGCACGGCUAAGAUAAAGCGACGGCGAGAAAAGGAAGAGGAACGUGCUAGGCGACUGAGGGCAAGGGAGGAUGAGCAGGCAGGGCAACAACUUAUCGAGGAGCAGGCCCGACGGCAGACAGAAGAAGAGCUAUAG
Hirsutella rhossiliensis is the source of this 1287-nucleotide messenger RNA. RefSeq names its product DDE superfamily endonuclease domain-containing protein. NCBI's taxonomy places the organism in Eukaryota, Fungi, Ascomycota, Sordariomycetes, Hypocreales, Ophiocordycipitaceae. The transcript is spliced from 5 exons. The record is from RefSeq and is a predicted model, not a curated record. The coding region runs from base 1 to 1287 and encodes 428 amino acids. Gene Ontology annotation, molecular function: nucleic acid binding.